Messenger RNA from Pygoscelis adeliae (Adelie penguin), 1922 nucleotides. It is a transcript of the gene TDG, whose product is annotated as thymine-DNA glycosylase. Bases 1 to 1227 code for a protein of 408 amino acids. Gene Ontology annotation, cellular component: nucleus. The record is from RefSeq and is a predicted model, not a curated record. Lineage: Eukaryota; Metazoa; Chordata; Aves; Sphenisciformes; Spheniscidae. Gene Ontology annotation, biological process: base-excision repair, AP site formation. Gene Ontology annotation, molecular function: mismatch base pair DNA N-glycosylase activity. The transcript has 10 exons.
AUGGAACUCUUCCAGCGGGAGGGAUACUACACGUAUCUUCAGCAAGCUCAAGCUUUUUACACGUUUCCGUUCCAUCAAAUGAUGACUGCAGCGCCCAACAUGGAAAUCAUGACUGAGCAGCCGACUCUAGAGGGCGUUCCAGAGCCAAACAUUGCUCAGGAGCCUCCGAAAGAAGUUAAAAAAGGAGGGAGGAAAAGAAAAGCCAAAGCAACUGAGCCAAAGCAACCCAAAAAGUCUGCUGCUAAAAAAGAAAAAUCAGCCAAGUCAAAAGGCAAACAAGAAAAGAUCACAGAUACUUUUAAAGUCAAAAGAAAAGUGGACCGUUUUAAUGGUGUAUCUGAAGCUGAACUUCUGACCAAGACUUUACCUGAUAUUUUGACCUUUGAUCUGGACAUUGUAAUAAUUGGCAUAAACCCUGGCUUGAUGGCAGCUUACAAAGGACAUCAUUACCCUGGACCUGGAAACCAUUUUUGGAAGUGUCUGUUCAUGUCUGGUCUAAGUAAUGAGCAGCUGAACCAUAUGGAUGACCACACCUUGCCACAUAAAUAUGGGAUUGGAUUUACAAACAUGGUUGAAAGGACAACACCUGGAAGCAAAGACCUCUCCAGCAAAGAGUUUCGGGAAGGAGGGCGGAUUCUGAUGCAGAAGUUACAAAAGUAUAAACCUCGUAUAGCAGCUUUCAAUGGAAAAUGUAUUUAUGAAAUUUUUAGUAAAGAAGUUUUUGGAAUAAAAGUUAAGAACUUGGAAUUUGGACUGCAGCCACACAAGGUGCCAGAUACAGAAACGCUCUGCUACGUUAUGCCGUCAUCCAGCGCAAGAUGUGCUCAGUUUCCUCGUGCGCAAGAUAAAGUUCAUUAUUACAUAAAGCUGAAAGACUUAAGGGAUCAACUGAAAGGCAUCGCACCAAACACGGAGGUGCAGGAGGUGCAGUACACAUUUGACUUGCAACUUGCGCAAGAGGAUGCUAAAAAGAUGGCUGUCAAAGAAGAGAAAUACGAUCCAGGUUAUGAAGCAGCGUAUGGAGGAGCUUACUGUGAUCGUGCACUGUAUGAAAGCGAACAGUGCCAUUUCUCUUCAGAUGGAACUGCAGGAAGCAAUCCGCAGUACUGCGAGGGGUCCUCCUUCGGUGAAGUUCCUAAUGGACAAUGGAUGACGCAGUCCUUUGCCGACCAGAUUCCAGAGUUCGGUGCUGGUAUGACACGGGAAGAGGAGGGAAGCAGCGCGUAAGAGCUGUUUCUUCUCGGCUAUGCAUACAUGCUGCAGUUUUAAUGCAGUGAUCAAGAUUGGUACCUCGGUUCUCCAACUGAAGCAUUUUAAUAGUAUUUUAUCUCCCCUAGUUAUUUUAUUAUAGUCCAAAGUGAGUGUGUGGUAGGCUCAAAUCAAUGAACUAGAUAAUUUUAAGGAACUGUCCAAACUUUUUUAAAAAAAGUUAGCCCUUUUUUGUAUAUGAGUUUUAUAUUUAAUGUAUACCAUUUCUUGCCGUUUUUGACAAAUUGCUUUCUCAUUUGUGAAGAUUUCUUUGGGGCGUUAAUUUUAUUCCACAAAUUGUAAUGUAGUAGUAGCAGCAGCAGUAUACUUUUUACUGAUGCCUCGGUAUUUGGAUAUCUCAUAAUCCUUUUAUAUCCAGAGGGGACAAUGGGAAGUGUACCCUUACCUUACAUGAAGUGGUGUUUUUAAUCGUGCACAGUUAAGCCAAUUGUGCUUUUUAAGUCUGCCUUUUGCCUUCUUAAAAAGUGCAGGAAGUUGUGUUCUGCAGCUGUGAGUACUGAGUAUUUUCUGGGUGGGAAGAGGGAGCUCUCUCUGUUUAGCGACUGGACCAUAUUCAGGAUUAAGGGAGCGGAGACAUCAUCUCAAGUCACAGCACUGGGGAGGAAAAUUUGUGUCACACAGGACAGGGCCUAAAUAUUCUAGCUGAGCUGUCU